UAAAAAGGCUACUAUGGCACAACUUUGUAACGUGAUCGUUCUGGCCUUUAAUGUAGACACUUUUUGGCCGCCAAGUCAGAGCCAGAUUUGAAGGCUGUUAACUUCGCUGACAAGAUAAAGGGGAAAAAGCUGACUGGAAGCCUCAUAAGAGAGGUAGAGUUGGAUUCGGAAAGUUCCUGUCAGUUAGAGUGUUUAGGUAAAGAGCGAUGUCAGUCUUACAACUUUGGAACCAUAAUGACCGAUUCAAAGAAACUCAAGUGUCAACUAAGCGGCUCUGAUCGAUUUGCUGGAUUUGCUAACUUUACUGAAGAUAACGAUUUUAUUUACAGAGGAAUAAAGAGUGCUUGUGAGGAGGACAGUUUUCAGUGUGGCGAGAAAGGAACCUGUAUUCCGAACUAUAAAGAUGGCAGCGUACGAUGCAAAUGUGACAAUGGCUAUACGGGAAAACCUUGCAAAGCGAGAAGUUGCUCUCAAUUGUUUCAAGAUGGUCUCAAUUCCAGUGGUGUGUACACCAUCAAUCCAGAUGGCGGUAAACCAAUACAAGUAUUGUGUGAUAUGAAUAAGGACAAUGGAGGUUGGGCCGUUUUUCAGAGACGUUUAGACGGCUCCGUUGACUUCUAUCGUGGAUGGGAAUCCUACAAAAACGGCUUUGGAAAUCUGAAUGGUGAGUUCUGGCUUGGAAACGACAAUAUACACCGUUUGACAGACUCUGAUGACGUCAUGCUGAGAGUUGACUUGCAAGACUUUGAAGGGAACAUCACUUACGCUGAGUACACGACUUUUAAGGUGGCAGACGAGGCCGACAAGUACCGGCUUUUGAUUAGAGGAUACAAUGGUACUGCUGGUGACUCUAUGGCUGAGAGACAUUCCCUAAGCAAUAUGCAGUUUUCUACAAAAGAUCAAGACAAUGAUUAUCGUAAUGACCUACCCAGCUGCGCCCAACGUUUUAAGGGAGCCUGGUGGUACAGAAAUUGCCAUUGGUCCAAUCUGAACGGAUUAUACCUCAAUGGUUCCCAUGCCACUUUUGCUGAUGGAGUCAAUUGGUACACCUUUAGGGGGUUUUAUUACUCACUAAAACGUACCGUGAUGAAAGUAAAAACGAAGGCAUAAGGUGAUGUCUGUGCAAGAGUGAACGAAAAGGAACCAAUUUGAACUUAAACCCCCGCUAAACCUAGCUCAGCAAGUAAAUACGUAUUUAUGAUGACACCCGGCAUUAAAUUGAACUGAAUUUUUUUGAUGGCUUUUAAUACAAAUUAUACCGACGAAGCAACAAUUAAGUGUAGCCGUAUGUAAAAGUUUUUAUGAGUUUAAUCAUAUAGGAGCCUUUGGACUACAACUUCGAUUAGCAGUUGAAAACUGCAACCAGGAUUCUACAUGCGCCAUUUGCAUUGAAAAUUUAUAUUGACUUGUAUUCGAGAGGAUUGCGAAGCAUUAAUUAA
Molecule: messenger RNA, 1439 nt
Organism: Pocillopora verrucosa
Lineage: Eukaryota; Metazoa; Cnidaria; Anthozoa; Scleractinia; Pocilloporidae
Source: RefSeq, a predicted model, not a curated record